GUUUAAAUAUGGUUGCCCGUCACAUCCGGUACAUAGCAUAACUUCAAAGACAUGUCGCGUAAAAACGACAGAGCAAAAAAGAGCGAUGUCGCAGAAAAGGUAAAGGAGAUACAAAUGCGUCAAAGAAACUGGUUCAAGCAACGUGAAGAACACCUUGAAGGAAAAAGAUCUCCUCCAAUCAGAGAACUCCCUGACAGCAAAACCUCCAAGAAAGUUGAUUACAACGCUUCAUCAAAAAGUAAAACUGUAGCAGGAAAAUUUGAUCUGCGUAACACACCAGCAAGUUCUGAAAAAACUGUUGCUACCACAGGUAGUAAGGUACAACCAAAGGGAAAGUUUAAACACUGGCUAGAAGCCAGAGAGGUAAGGAAAGAUAAAGAUGACCAGUUGGAAGAGAAUAGAGAGUCAGUAAACAUUUUAAGAGUGUCCAGUUCCAGAAGUCCUGAAUUUGCAAGUCCAGAGUCUGAUCAUUAUGAUCACCAUCAUCCCAGGACAGGAGGGUUAUCCCACGGAGAACCUUACAGGACAUUCAGUGAGCGGACUGGAAGGGAAGCUAUGAAUACGUUGAUGUCCCACCAGGAUUUUGAUGCCCUAGCCGACAGUAUAGUAGCGAGGGUCAAACAUGGUAUCAACAUGGAUAGUCAUUCAGGACCAGAAACACAACACUGGUCAAAGAAUGUCACUCGGAACUCUUAUACUAAUUCACUAGAGAAGGGCAGGAGUCAUAAAGGUCACAUAGAGUCCAAGACUGGAGAUCAUAAAGGUCCCAGAGAGGUUGAUACAUCCAGUCAUCAUUGUCCUUGUUGUCAACGUCUAAUGCUGCCACCCAGUCAUGUACCUGUCAUCAACAUUCCAUGUGGUCACAGCGUCUGUGAGAAGUGCUGUGAGGGGACAGAGCUCUGUCCGUCAUGUCAUUGUCACGUGUCCACCAAGACCUGUAACCUGAUGCUGUUACAGAUCAUACAGGGAUAUCACAAUGAAAAAUCUAAAAGAAACGAGAUCAAUCGGGAAACAAAAUCAUACAGUCCAGAAAAUUACAAUGAGAAAUAUACUUCGAGUUCACAGUCAUACAGGGAACAGCAUGAGAACUUAAUAGCUCGUCAGGAUGUGAUGUUAGCCGAGGCUGACAGUGUUAAAGAUACAAUGGAUAAACUUUCCAAUCGGAUCCACAAACAGCAGCAUCAGGUACACAGCAUCGCCCAGGAAGAAACCAAGCUCAGAAAGCAGAUAAAAGAUUUGGAGGACAAGUUAGAGCAGCUGACAUCUCAUAGGGAGGGGUACUCCAAAGAACAAGACCAACUACAGCAAAAGUACAACACAGAGGCCAACAGACUGAAUCUGAUCAAGGAAACCCUCUUAUCACUGGAGAUAGAGGUGGAGAAGGUUCAGCUUCUGGCAGAAGGGAGAUGAUUGGUGUAUAUGAUGACCCACAUUGACACCUGAUGAAUGAUUGUGUGUUCCUGAUGACCUUGACACCUGAUUAGGAACUGUGUUCAUAAUAACCUUGACUACUGAUGUGUGACCGUGUUCAUGAUGACCUUGACUACUGAUGUGUGACCGUGUUCGUGAUGACCUUGACACCUGAUGUGUGACCGUGUUCAUGAUGACCUUGACACCUGAUGAGUGACUGUGUUUAUGAUGACAUUGACACCUGACGUGUGACUGUGUUCAUGAUGACCUUGACACCUGAUGUGUGACCGUGUUCAUGAUGACCUUGACACCUGAUGAGUGACUGUGUUUAUGAUGACAUUGACACCUGACGUGUGACUGUGUUCAUGAUGACCUUGACACCCAUCAAAUGACUGUGUUCAUGAUGACCUUAACACCUGAUGUGUGACUGUGUUCAUGAUGACCUUGACACUUGAUGCGUGAAUGUAAUCAUGAUGACCUUAACACCUGAUGUGUGACUGUGUUCAUGAUGACCUUGACACUUGAUGCGUGAAUGUAAUCAUGAUGACCUUGACACUUGAUGUGUGACUGUGUUCAUGAUGACCUUGACACUUGAUGCGUGAAUGUGUUCAUGAUGACCUUAACACCUGAUGUGUGACUGUGUUCAUGAUGACCUUGACACUUGAUGUGUGACUGUGUUCAUGAUGACCUUGACACCUGAUGAGUGACUAUGUUCAUGAUGACCUUGACACUUGAUGCGUGAAUGUAAUCAUGAUGACCUUAACACCUGAUGUGUGACUGUGUUCAUGAUGACCUUGACACUUGAUGUGUGACUGUGUUCAUGAUGACCUUGACACCCAUCAAAUGACUGUGUUCAUGAUGACCUUAACACCUGAUGUGUGACUGUGUUCAUGAUGACCUUGACACUUGAUGCGUGAAUGUAAUCAUGAUGACCUUAACACCUGAUGUGUGACUGUGUUCAUGAUGACCUUGACACUUGAUGCGUGAAUGUAAUCAUGAUGACCUUGACACUUGAUGUGUGACUGUGUUCAUGAUGACCUUGACACCCAUCAAAUGACUGUGUUCAUGAUGACC
Molecule: messenger RNA, 2484 nt
Organism: Pecten maximus
Lineage: Eukaryota; Metazoa; Mollusca; Bivalvia; Pectinida; Pectinidae
Exons: 6
Coding region: 52-1410 (452 amino acids)
Source: RefSeq, a predicted model, not a curated record